AUGACUUGUAGCAUUGAAGCAAGUGACCGGUCACCCAUAUAUGAAGAUGAAACUUGUGGUCCCUGUGAAGAAACGACUGAUUGGCCUUUGGAACUUGGUCACACUGAAACAAGUGACCAGUCGCCUGUAUCUGGAUAUGAAACAGGUGCUCUCGGUGUCGAAACGACCGAUCACACUGAAGCAAGUGACCAGGCGCCUGUAUCUGAAAAUAAUGACAGUGAUUCUUGUAUGGAUGAGUUCGAUGCAAUACCCCCUGCUCUGCUAGUGCCCCAAUCUACUCGUGAUAGUGAAUCAAGUGAGUUACCCCCACGAACCACUCGUGGGAAACCUAAAGUACAAUAUUCUCCUGAUAUACAUGCCAAUGUAUGUGUGCCAACUAAGCUGCAUGAUGCUUUAUCUAACCCAAAAUGGAUGGAUGCCAUGAAUGUUGAAAUGGAUGCCUUGAACAAGAAUAAAACAUGGGAUUUAGUUCCUUUGCCACAAGGGAAGAAAGUUGUUGGAUGCAGAUGGGUGUUUACUUUGAAACAUAAAGCUGAUGGUUCCAUUGACCGUUACAAGGCUAGAUUAGUAGCAAAGGGUUAUACUCAGACCUAUGGAGUGGAUUAUUUGGAGAUCUUUGCUCCAGUGGCAAAGCUCAAUACUAUGCAUGUACUAUUGUCCCUGGCUGCUAACCACGACUGGCCUUUAUUACAAUUCGAUGUCAAAAAUGCAUUUCUACAUGGUGACCUCAAUGAGGAGAUUGACAUGGAUCUCCCUCCUGGUAUUCCUGUAACCUCUAAGAAGGGUGUUGUGUGUAAGUUGCGGAAGUCUUUAUAUGGAUUGAAGCAGUCUCCAAGAGCUUGGUUUGGGAGAUUUGUAGCACCUAUGAAGAAAUUUGGGAAUGCGCAGAGUAACUCAGACCAUACUUUGUUUCUAAAGCGUCAUAAAGAGACUGGAAUGUUAGAUUGUAAACCAAUUGAUACCCCUAGUGAACAGAAUCAUAAGUUAAGGUUGUAUCCUCAUCAAGUCCCUACAGAUAAAGAGCGUUAUCAACGACUUGUGGGGAAAUUGAUUUAUUUAUCUCAUACACGUCCUGAUAUUGCAUAUGCAGUAUCUGAAAGUAACUCCUGGAAAGGGGUUAAUGUUUUGCAAGUAUGGUCAUACAAUGUGGAAGGGUAUACGGAUGCUGAUUGGGCUGAUUUAGUCACUAAUAGACAUUCUGCUUCUGGGUAUUUCACAUUUGUUGGUGGUAAUCUUGUUACUUGGAGGAGUAAAAAGCAAAAAGUGGUGUCUAGGUCUAGUGCUGAGGCCGAGUACCGUGGGAUGGCUCAAGGUGUGUGCGAGUUACUAUGGUUGAGAAGAUUGUUGAGGGAUCUUGGGUUUGGACCCCAGAAACCCAUGGAUUUGUAUUGUGAUAAUAAAGCUGCAAUUGCAAUUGCACAUAACCCUGUGCAACAUGAUCGUACAAAGCACGUGGAGGUUGAUCGACAUUUUGUUAAAGAGAAGUUAGAUGCUGAAAUGAUUUCUUUUCCAUUUAUAUCAUCCGAGUAUCAACUGGCAAAUGUUCUUACGAAAGUUGUGUCUACUACGGUCUUUCUCAACUCGCUUGAGAAGUGUAACAUCUUUGCUCCAACUUGA
Messenger RNA from Prunus armeniaca (apricot), 1617 nucleotides. Lineage: Eukaryota; Viridiplantae; Streptophyta; Magnoliopsida; Rosales; Rosaceae. The record is from the annotation of a GenBank genome assembly.